Molecule: messenger RNA, 618 nt
Organism: Pestalotiopsis fici W106-1
Lineage: Eukaryota; Fungi; Ascomycota; Sordariomycetes; Amphisphaeriales; Sporocadaceae
Exons: 2
Coding region: 1-618 (205 amino acids)
Source: RefSeq, a predicted model, not a curated record
AUGUCGCGGGCACUGAUAUCAAAGUCUCUGCGCCCUGCACAGCCAAUACUAGAGUGCAGGGCUGCAUUUGGCUUACGUCGAGCCCCUGCAUAUAUCCAUACCUCGGUAGCACGGCCAGCCGCUGCCAACUUGAACCCAAAUACCAUCUCGGCCAUUACGGAAAGGGAGAAGCUCAUUACUGGCGAGGCCGGCCCAGUGGCGGAUGGUCCAACAGCCCAAGCCCAAAAGUAUGCUGGACAGCCAUUGACUUCAGCCAUUGUCGCAGAUAUCAUGAAGGGCGAGCAAAUACUCACCGGCCUCAACGGUCCCAUAUCUGGCGGCCCCGCAGCUCUCGUGCAGAGGAUAUUUGAUGCUGGCACGGGAACAAAGCAUCACUCGGGAAUGCUGGAUUCGGCCACCAUAUCCUCCAUCACCGAGGCGGAGAAGAAGCUCACUGGCAGCGCGGAACCGGUCAAGGGUGGCCCAACAGCGCAGGCGCAAAAACAUGCCAAUGAGCCCAUCAACUCUCAGAGCUUGCACGACAUCACUGAAGGCGAAAAGAAGAUUACGGGCGGUCAGAGAGUCAAGGGCGGACCGACGGCAACGGCUCAGAGUGAGCUUAGUCGGAGUCGAUCAUGA